Sycon ciliatum is the source of this 2719-nucleotide messenger RNA. Its product is annotated as myb protein-like. The record is from RefSeq and is a predicted model, not a curated record. The coding region runs from base 318 to 2009 and encodes 563 amino acids. NCBI's taxonomy places the organism in Eukaryota, Metazoa, Porifera, Calcarea, Leucosolenida, Sycettidae. Gene Ontology annotation, cellular component: nucleus. Gene Ontology annotation, molecular function: RNA polymerase II cis-regulatory region sequence-specific DNA binding; DNA-binding transcription factor activity, RNA polymerase II-specific. The transcript is spliced from 10 exons. Gene Ontology annotation, biological process: regulation of DNA-templated transcription.
UCACCGCCGGCCACCGGUCCUUCCGUCCCUCUCGUUGGAGCAUGGAGUUCUGCUUUCGGAGCAGUUAGCCUGCCUUGAAGAAGUUUUCAUACCAAUUUCGUAGAGUUCUAUCUCCUAGACUUUGAUCUCCUUAUUGUCCUCAUCAUUUUCCUCAGUUGAAGUUGUUGAGAGUAGUAAACUAUUCUUCGGUGACAGUGCUCCCGACCUUGCACCUCCUACACAGAAUUUUGAUUUGAAAAGUUCGUUGUAACCUGCAACUGUGGAACAGAGCCAACUUCCCAACUGCAAUUUAUCUGGAUUUCAAUUCAAAGAUCCCCAUGGCGGAGAUUUGUACUGCGAGCGGCUAUGAGGGGGAUAGUGAAGGGGAGGGGAACGCUGCGCUGCUAAAAAACAAACGGACUGGACGAUGGACAAAAGAGGAGGAUGAGCGUCUGAGAGAAUUGGUUACCAAUUUUAAUAGUGCCGAGCCUGAUUGGCGAACAAUAGCACUGACCCUGGGCACCCGCAGUGAGGUCCAGUGUCAACAGCGAUGGACAAAGGUGCUCAGUCCUGACCUAGUGAAAGGUGCUUGGACGAAGGAGGAGGAUGAAAUUGUGUCUCAGCUAGUUCAAGAACAUGGCGCAAGAAAAUGGUCUUUGAUUGCCUCCUACUUAAAGGGUCGCAUUGGAAAGCAGUGCCGUGAAAGAUGGCACAAUCAUUUAAAUCCGGAUGUGAACAAGUCUGCGUGGACGUCGGAAGAGGAGACAAAGAUCUUUGAGUUACGGAGCCAGUUUGGCAACAAAUGGGCGGAGAUUGCCAAACAAAUGCCCGGGCGAACUGACAAUGCUAUCAAAAACCAUUGGAACUCCACGAUGAAGCGGCUAUACGAACCGGAUAAAGAAAAUGCCAAUCCAACGGCACCGAAGAAGAAGUCCAAGAAACCAGCUCUUUCUGCCACUAAUGAGCCACUCAAAUCACGGGACAUUACAACUGCAAAUGGCACGACCCAUAUAUUUGCGUUCAGCGGUAGAGAUAUCAAAAAAUCGCGACAAUCGGGAAUGAUCCCUCUGGGAACAUCAGUGAGUCUCAACUCUAGAAAUGAACCAGCCCAGUUCAAUGGAUUUGGCUCAAACUGCCCGUCAGCCAGUGUUCCACGCUCUACAGCUGCGUACAGCCAAGGCCAUCCCAGUAACGUCACCGCCUCAUCUACGACUGACCAGCAGUUACUGUCACUGCCCGACAUGACGACAGCGGGUUGCGAUUUGAGCUCUGUCAUGAUGCCAUCUGACAGUGGCAUUAGUCUGUCACCCGAAAUCCUUCGCCUGGGCCAUUCUGUUGCAGAGGCUCCCGGCUCAAUUCGUUCAUCUCGGCCGCCCCGCUCGAUGACCCCUGGGGAUGUUCUCAGCCCAUCCGAGCCUCCGUCAAAGCUCAUGUGUAUCUCGCCAAGUGGCCGGGCUGGAUCACAGCUCUGUACGCCUGGUGAUGCGAUCGAUGAGAGCAGUCCGGCUCCUGAUAACCUACGCCACCACCGCCUUUGUGAUGGUCUUCAGAGCGCGACUAGCUCCGCCACAUCUGCAUCGUCAAACCAUUUCCUCGGCGUACAACCUGGGGUGCCACUGAUGCUGUCACCGGGAUCGUUACACAGUUUAGACGGAAGCUGUUCACUGCCACACAUGUCACGCUUGAACAUAACGGGCGCCGGCAGUUCGUUUACCAGCGACAUAUCUAUCAAAGCCGACAUGGAUGCUGUGGAUGGCACGGUCGGCAGUGACGCGCUUGCUGGCAUCUUCAAUUUCGACAUGUCACUGCUCAGUCCGAGCAACGACUUUAUGAAACUACAGUCUACACCGGGUGGUAUCAUGCCUUCGCAGGCACUUCUCAGUGGGAAUUCACCGCUGAGUGGCUGGGAGCAGGUGACGUACGGUAAGACUGAGUCUCAACGAUGGCUGACACAGCAAGCGCUUAGUUUACUCCGCGCUGGCUCGCCCGCGACCGCUCAUGUUCAGAACAGCGUGGCGAUGUUUUCGUGAGGCCGCUAGUCUGGGUGUGUAUUUAUUACUUUCUUGUCGGUUCUCUCAUUAAUUAUAUCAGUAUUGUUUGGUGCCACUCUUCUUUCUGCUCUGCAACAAGUGAUAUUAUUAGCCUCAUCUUCUUAGGGUUUCUACAGUUGACAUACCGCAUUCCAUAAAACUUAUUCUUUUUUUACAAAAUUUAGGGGACCACACUUUCCAAUUGUUGAACAUUGACCAAAGUCCUAAGUAUGUUAGUGUUCUUUUGUUUGCAGGAUCUGCAGGCAGCAACUGAGAUUGUUUGCUUAUUUCUAUGAUUUGCUGACUGUGCUAACUUAUCUAUUCCGUUUCCGUUGUGCGGAUUCGCUUCACAUCAUACAUGUAUUGGUUCCGGAGUGUAUUUUGACGUUUCAAAAGAUCAACUCACUUUCUGUUUUCUCUUACCGUUCUUUGUAAUUCUAUAGGCUGCGACUUGAGAAUGUUUCAUUACGCAUCCAGAGACCUAUCCCUUUGUUGUCUACCCUUUUAUUAUGUUGCUCUACUCACCCCGUCCCUCCCUUUAUCUCUACCCUCGUUUUUGCUCUACGAGCACAAGGGUAUCAGUCUUCAACUGCCAUUCACGUUCGCCUGUUUGCUCCGUUUCUAUCGCUCUGUCCUGCUGAAGGAUUCAUUAGAAACUACCUUCUAACAUUAUUCUUGAGAAAGAGACCAAAGUGUCCAAUUCAGUAUCA